This is a messenger RNA of Branchiostoma belcheri (Belcher's lancelet), 3449 nucleotides long. Its product is annotated as Hermansky-Pudlak syndrome 3 protein-like. The record is from RefSeq and is a predicted model, not a curated record. Lineage: Eukaryota; Metazoa; Chordata; Leptocardii; Amphioxiformes; Branchiostomatidae. Gene Ontology annotation, biological process: organelle organization. Gene Ontology annotation, cellular component: cytoplasm.
AUGUGACUGGAAAUGCACCAGUUUGUUUACAGUAAUGGGAAGUUGCCUUUUAGCUUUCUGAUUUUGGGAAGUAAGUCAGUUUGUCGUUUUUAAGUUUCACUAUUGGAGUUUCAGAUUGUGUUUGCAACUGCUAAGGUCUCAUACACCGCUGCAAGUGCAAGCUGAGUAUUACAGGAGUUUGUUGACCAUGGUGCGAGUUCUGUCCUGCCACCACUUCACGUCUCAGGAGGUCUUCAGUACCAAGCAGGAACCAGAGGUCAUCUUCGGCUGCGGAGACAAACUCUUCAUCGCAACGGUACACAACGUGGUGGAGGUGUACCAGGUGGACACACAGGAGUGCAGGCACCUGCUCGGCUUCCUGACCGUGUCGGCCAUAGACCAGCUGGUUUACAGCGAGUGUGGCAAAUAUGUGGCAACUGUGGAAGUCAAAAGCAGCAAGCAGAGGUCCCUCACUUUUGUCAGGCUAUACUUCAACUGGGAAGGCAGUGAUGUCACACAGCCUGUUCGGGCCAGGAUUGCAGGCGUCCCAGCCAGCAACUCCCAACCAGAGAACACUGGUAAACAGCUGGAGGUGGUGGAGCUGCCGCUUCGUAAGUCUGCCUCCUGCAUACAGUGCUGUGCAGUGACAGGUAACCUGGCCAUUGGCAUAGGCAGUGUUAUGAGCCUGUACAGGCUCUGCUCUAAGACUGCACAGCUGACAGGGCACUGCAUGGUCUCUGCUGUUCUCACGGGCCCCAGACAGGGGUUCCUGUACGACAUCUAUGAUGGAGCCAGCCUGCUGGCAUCCUACCCUUACACAGCCGACACAUCCAAGGUUGUGGCAGGAGACAGCCUCCUCCAUGCAGUGACCAGGAAUGGGCUAGAGACCUACACCUUAAGGAAGUUUGCUGCAGCGGUCCACAGGAUGGAGGACAUCGACAACAUCCACAACACCUGCCCUCAUCCCAACAUGGACAUCUGUCUCAUCGGGAUGAGACCUUUCAUAGCCAUACAGGAUAUCAGUGUGUGCACAUCCCAUGUAAUCCUGCUGUCUAAGGUGGAAUCUCCCAGGACCAAGCAGGUAGCAGGACAGUCCCACUGGAGUCUGUAUGCCUUACAGAAUGCCUCAGUAGGUCAACUGUACAAGGACAUGUUGGACCUGGGCCUGCGUUACCAGAACAGCAGCCCUCCAGCCUUCCACCAGCUGCUGUGUGAGGGUCACCUCCUCCUGAGACAGGCACUGUUCAGUCAAGAAGCAGACGGCAGGACCCAGCAGCUGAAGGACCUCCUGUGUGAGUCGUGUGGUCUGCUGGGUGACUACCACUCCCUGCCAGAUAGUCAGGAUUGGACCCUGGCCCUGCCCUACUACAACAUGUCCGGCCUGAAGGUGGCUGCCAUUGUACAACAGGCUCUGCACCAGAUGCAGCCUGACCGGGCCCAGCCAGGCUACGGGAGGGUGGUCCAUUUCCUGAACCACGUGCUUUUCACUGGUGAGGAGCCGCUGGAGACAGACAAGUCCACUUCAAACAUCAUACUCGAGGCCUACAGCCAGCUGGAACCAGAGAGCCUCUCCAAGGUCAUUAUCAAGUCCAGGCUGGGGCAGUUCGAUGACCAGAAGGCAGUGUCGAUGCUAAGGAAGAUCAAGAGGGGGGUGUCUGUGUCAGGAGGCCGCUACCUACCCCGGCCGCUGGACGUCCUAGCCAUGGCUGUACUGAAGCUGAGGUUAUGUGAGCCGGAGCAGGCACAGAUCGUACUGUCUACAGUCAGCGACCUGCAGCUGGUCCAGGUGCUGGUUUCUGAGCACCAGCUGCUGCGCACGGAGGUAACCCAGCUGUCGCACCUGUCCCAGCUGCUGAGGCGCCACCAGCCACAGGCACUCAUCACUGCACUGGUCGCUCUGCAGGAGCAAGAUGUCCUUCCGUUUAAAACGGCAUUACAGCUGCUGCGAGGCUCGGAAGGCGAGAUUCACCAGAACACCCACAUCCGUGACUAUCUCGAAGGUGUUGUUCAAGCCCGUCAUGGACAACCUACGAGUCAGAAGGUUACCAUCAUGCUGUGUGACAUCUACAUUCAGAGGCUGCUGGAGUGGAAACCUCCGACCUCACGACCCAUGCCCAACCCGGGACACAUCCACCUGCCCCGUGGGGGUGGCUGCUUUGGAGUGCGAUACCCUUGGUUGGACCAUCUCCCACCGUUCAGAGGUGUCGGCUCUAUCAAACAACCCUGCCUGUGGGUCCACCUCAGGGUCUCCCCCCCUCGUGGGUCGCCCAUGCAGCCUCCCACUGCAGCGGCCCCGAUUCAGAUCAGCAAAGUCUCUCCGUCAGUCAGUGAGGAGAUGUGUGCGUGCUGCUGCUGUAACGAGGACCUCCUGAAACUACAGUCUCUGCUGUGCGCCAGUAACACCAGCACCGACAUCUCCCAGCACAUCCUGCAGGCCAUCGCUGAAAACAUGAAGGGCUUCCUCGCCGUCAAACUCCUCUGUCUGGCCAAGACGGACCCCAAGAAAGCUGUGGAACUCCUGAUAGACUCCCAUCCUUCCAUACUGGUCAAUUUUGGUGAAACUGUGUUUCCAGACAGCCAGGACAGGUGGAGUGACGUGCUGCAUCUUCUUCUACAAAUGUUCAAAGAUGAGGACAGCCUUCCAGAUGACAGGCACGAAUCCCUGACCGGAGCACUGCAGGGGGUCCUCUCUUGCUUGGCCUCCCUCAUGGAACCUCAGGCGUUCAUCAACUUACUACCCUCUAAUGGCACAGUGGAUUUCUUCCUCCCCUACAUCCAACAGUGUCUGAGGAAACACAGGGCUGGGGAGAUGAGGAACAGGGUGGCAUCAGGACAGGUGUAAAGGACAGAUGAUAUCAUAUCCAGUUGCUCUAGUAACUGCUUUUUUGGCGACAGAUGAUAAAUUAUAUUCUUAAAACCUGCUUUCAGCUGCUGUUUACAAUGUAUGUUAUCCUGCUAUCCAAUCCAAACCUACUAUAGAUGCAUAGUCUCUUUGAAGAUGAAAGCUAUUAUAGGCUUGGAUGUAGGCUUUGCUCAUGUAGCAAAAAACCCUUCCAGGUUUAUCAUAUUAAGCAUGCAUACAUUAGCUGCUACUUAAUUAAGAAUAGGACAGUGGAAUAAGCAGGCCUUGUUCAUUAUUGAUACAUCCUGCUGGCCUGUUUGUGACACUAAGGCUUGUUUUAAACCUGCAGUAACUUAGAAGUCCACUUAUGGGGACUUGGGUUGUAUGAUUCUAGUGACAAAACGACAUAGAAAUAAGCAUUAAAUAUCUCUUUAUUGUUAUUCUGAAUACAUGUAUCUGCAACACUUUUUACAUUUACAAUUACAAAUGGUAAACAAUAUACAAUUUGGGCCAACAAUUGUCAUUUCAAAAUUAAGAUAAUCUCAUCUGAAUAAUACCGUUAUCAUUGGUCCAUUUCCUUUAAUGCAUCUUCUGUAGCAUCAGUUUCACAAUAUAACAGUAACAAAGC